AUGGACAUGCCCGAGACCGACGACGUCAUCUUGCUGAAGGGGUGCUAUUUGGAGGCAUACCGAUCUGAUGACAUUGCUCUCAAGUUAGAGGGCUUGCGUAUUGCAUUGAACGAACCCAGCACUUCUUAUUUGGCCGUUACCGUCAGGGAAAUCGGUAGCGUUGCUCGUCGUCUUCGCGAAUUAGCCGACAUUGCUCAGGUGAACCGAGACUGCCUGGCCUAUGUGCUGGACCCCCUGAACAUUGUGUUGCCCUGUCUGUCCAAGUCCUUGAGGGAUAUCAAGACCCAUUAUGAUCGGUGUUCGCUGUCAAAGGAAAAUCGAUGGAGGAAUAUGUAUCAUUGCAUGAAGGAUGAAAAGGUUGGCUUUUCAUCUUUACGUGUGGCGGCGCUGGCUAAGAUUCGUCCUAACAAUGUAAUUCAGAACACCCUCUUCAAGGUACAAGAUGAAAAGUCUCGAGCGUCGAAUACUCCGUUUACGAGAGGCCAGGGGAAUUGGCCUGAUAUCGCUCUAACUUUAGUUCAGGCCCGCCGUGUGUACUUCAAGCAGGCCCGCUUGUUCUCCAUUCAGGAUAUCCAUAUCGAUUGGACCCGGUCUGUUCGGCCAAUAACCCACUGGGCUGAACAUAUCUUCUCUUCUCCCUGGCCGCGGACGCCAAUUAAAAAUGCGGCACAGUCCUUCGACGGUGAUAAAGUAUCGCUUAUCGUGUUCUUGAACUCGCAAGACGACUGUGCAUAUCUACUCCUCCGAAUGUUCAAAGAUGAGAAGCCGUGGUUUUCACUUCGCGGUGCCCACGAACUUUGCAUCAAGAGACGCGGCAACUCAUUGCAAUUUCGUCGUUGGAGUAUGAAUGCCAAUAACUCCAAGAUUUGGGCCAGAUUAUGUUUCAACGCAUGGGAAGAUAUAGUCCUCAUGUACUGCACCUUCGUAUCCCUCAAGGCAAGGAACCAUCGUACCCUCCAAUGCGGCCGCAAGGAGCUGGCACUGGGCAAGGAGAAAAGGCUCUUCCAAGCGUAUGGACCUAGGGCUUUCACUUUCUCGACACGGAAGUAUACUAACCAAUUCCUAACCGAACAAGCCAGAUACACAAACUGGAUUAGGCGAGGCUCCUCUCGUCGCAAAGUCUGGCUAUCGGAGAUCCGACUCUUUGUAUUCUGCAAGCAGUAUCGAGAACAUAGUCAGCGCAAAGGACCAGCUGGCGAGUUUCAAAUCAACUUUGUCAGCGAUCGCGCUGCUGAACACUUUGAAAGCCUCUUUUACCCAUUUCAACUGGUAGCUUCACGACUGAAAUGA
Metarhizium acridum CQMa 102 is the source of this 1290-nucleotide messenger RNA. The record is from RefSeq and is a predicted model, not a curated record. NCBI's taxonomy places the organism in Eukaryota, Fungi, Ascomycota, Sordariomycetes, Hypocreales, Clavicipitaceae.